This is a messenger RNA of Ambispora leptoticha, 1517 nucleotides long. Lineage: Eukaryota; Fungi; Glomeromycota; Glomeromycetes; Archaeosporales; Ambisporaceae. The record is from the annotation of a GenBank genome assembly.
UUCCUGUAAACAUAAGUGAAGUUGGAGUAUUUGAUAUUGUUUCAAGUAAAUUAUGUGAUCCGAGUGUAAAACAAUAUUCAGGAUAUUUAGACAUUUCGUCAGAUGAACACAUAUUCUUUUGGUUUUUUGAAUCUCGGAACAAGAAAAACCCACUCCCUUCAGAAUCUAUUCCUUUGACUAUUUGGCUCAAUGGAGGUCCAGGAUGCUCAUCAAUGAUUGGACUUUUUCAAGAACUGGGACCAUGUAAUACUAUUAACAAAGGAGCAUCAACACAGUGGAAUCCAAAUAGUUGGAAUGAAGUCUCUCAUAUGUUAUUUAUUGAUCAGCCUGUUGGAGUUGGAUUUUCUGAUGGCGAUAGCUCAAAAGUUAGCACAUCCCAACAAGCGGCCGAUAAAUUAUAUGUGUUUUUGCAAAAUUUCUUUAAAAAAUUCCCAGAAUAUGCGAAACUUGAUUUACAUUUCUUUGGCGAAUCCUUUGGUGGUCAUUAUGUUCCAACAUCAGCAAGAGUUAUAUACGAUAAUAAUCAACAAAUAAUUGCUGGUAGAGGCAACGGUACAAUUAUAAAUUUAAAGACAAUCGGAAUCGGAAACGGAUGGAUUAAUCCACUAAUUCAAUAUGCCACUUAUGCAAGUUUUGCUUGUGAUAAUGUGACAGCAUGCUAUAAAUCACAAAAAAAUUGUGCUGCUGUUGACCAUCGAUGGUGCGAUCCUAUCAUUAGAUUAUACAUAUAUGGUACUGACCUAAGCAUUUACGAUAUCAAAGAAUAUAGCGAUCCACCAACUGACUAUGUGAACUAUUUGAACCAGCCUGAUAUCAUCAAGCAAAUUGGUGCGAAAGAAAAAUUCGAUGUUUGUUCAGACCCGAUUUAUUUUGCUUUUCAGGAUAGUGGAGAUGUGAUAUCAAAUACCGCUAAUCAUAUAGAAUAUCUUUUGGAUAAAAAUAUUCCUAUUUUGUUAUAUCACGGCGACUUAGAUUUUAUUUGCAAUUGGUAUGGAGGUCAUGAUGUGGCGUUAAAUUUAAACUGGAGUCAUGCAGAUCAAUUCAGAAAAGCACCAACUCAUGAAUGGUCCGUGAGUGGUAAAAAAGCUGGAACUUACCAAGAAGCAAGUAACUUACGAUUUGUUCGUGUUUACAAUGCUGGUCAUGAAGUACCGUAUUACCAGCCCGAAAAUUCAUUAUCUUCGAAUGGGAAAAGGAUUGCGGACAUCUUUAAAAAGAAAGUUCAAGGUCUCCAAGAACUAAAAGAACAAAAUAAAAAAGUUGGGCAAAUUGCGUACCUCGAACGUGGCGGUCGAUAUAUAUUUUACGUUAUUACCAAGGAAAAAUAUUUUCAAAAACCAUCCAAGGCGAAUUUCGAGCGUGUAUUGAAUGAACUGAGAGUUAUGUGUGAGGAGAUGAACAUCAGGAAUUUGAGUAUGCCUAGAAUUGGAACGGGUUUAGAUAAGUUACCGCUUGAAUAUGUGCAUGAUGUUAUUAAUGCGACUUUUCAGGGAACUAAUAUGAGAAUCCUAAUGUGA